This is a messenger RNA of Bacillus rossius redtenbacheri, 5566 nucleotides long. Its product is annotated as atrial natriuretic peptide-converting enzyme-like. Gene Ontology annotation, biological process: proteolysis; acrosome reaction. Lineage: Eukaryota; Metazoa; Arthropoda; Insecta; Phasmatodea; Bacillidae. The transcript is spliced from 16 exons. The coding region runs from base 1 to 2502 and encodes 833 amino acids. Gene Ontology annotation, molecular function: protein binding; serine-type endopeptidase activity. Gene Ontology annotation, cellular component: membrane. The record is from RefSeq and is a predicted model, not a curated record.
AUGCCAGAAAUUGCACAACGCCACAAUGUCGGCGUUAAUUUUGACUCCUUGACUCACAUCCCUAAUCAAAAGGUGAUUGCUGACACACAGGAACCUGCACUGCAGAAACACUCCCAGUCUGUGACGCCGAGAAACAGCCAGACUUGUCACGAGACGCAGAAAUACAGUGAUAGUCAUGCAAAUACUGCUAUCCCGUCUCCAUUACCUCAACAAAGUGAAAAUAACACAAUCAAAUCUACAAUUCGACACGACUCGAAUGUUUCAAGUGACAGUUUCAGUCCAAAUUCGUCCCCUAGUUACACAAACAAAACAAUGGAAACACCUUUGCUAAAACAUCACGAAGUAGGCAAAAAAAGCACGAACAGUCGUUGCGACAAAGUGGCCAAGUAUUCUGUUACAGGCGCUAGUAAAGAUGCGCUUCUUGAUAAGAUAGUGUACGAAGGCUGUGGUAAGGAUGAGCUAUGUAACACGUCUUUAACAAAAAGUAUUUCCACACCAGCUUCACUUCAGGCGAUUGUACGAUUUCGACAUGGCUCAAAUAUGUCCCUGCAUCACAGGAUAAUCCGAGAUAUGCGCAGACCAUCUACACACUACCCGACAAGAAAGAGGCUGCUGUUUAGGUUUGGUCAAGUGUUCUUAAAUGCUGUAGCUUUGAUAGCGAUUGCUGGUGGCUUGGCUGCGUACUUUAGAGCAUACCCUUCGCCAGUGCAUUAUGUUAAUAAGACCAUCACAUCCGUUGAGAUCGCAAGAGGUAGCUCAGAUGACAUGAACCCCGCGCCAGGCCUCUGUCUACCAGUGAUUGUAAGCUUUUGCCACUACCACAGGGUGUCCUACAACUACACCAUGUUUCCAAACUAUAUUGGCCAUUUCACCCAAAGGGAUGCUCAACAGGAAUUCGAGAUGUUCAAUGCGAUCGUGGAAGUGCGUUGCUACGAGCUGGCGGCCCUCUUUUUGUGCUCGGUGUUCGUGCCGAAGUGCGGAUCCACAGGGAGAUCUGUCACGCCAUGCAGCAAACUGUGUUUCGAAACAAAACGUCGUUGUGGUUUCUUCCUUGAUCUGUUUGGUUUGACACUACCAGACUAUUUGGAUUGCAGCAUGUUUCCUGAAUCACCAAACCCAAAUGUUUGCAUUGGUUAUCAGGAAGUCGUCAAUGAGGAGAUACGAGCUUUGAAACCAGUGUGCACCGCUGGCUUCCAGUGCGACAACAGACGAUGCAUCCCACAAGACUGGCGAUGCGACGGCCAUAUUGACUGCGAAGACCAGACGGACGAGUUGAAUUGUUUCACUUGUGCAAAAGGCCUGAUACACUGCGGAGGAAGAAGAUGUAUUUCCCAAACCCACAUGUGUGAUGGAGUCGUGGAUUGUCCUUGGGGCCAGGACGAAAGAAACUGUAUCCGUCUGAGCGAACGUAUGGGAGACAUCGGCUAUGGUCAGCUACACGUGUUCCAUGCUGAACGACAGAUGUGGCAACCGGCUUGCCUAAAGACGUGGGACAAUGGUACUUCUGCUCAGACGCUGUGCUCUAUACUAGGCUACACGAGAGCCAGUUCCAACACCUUGACAAGAAGAGGAGACAAUUCCAUGCUGCUGCACAACAACAACACCCGAUAUGAAUGGAAAAGUUAUCGGCAAAAUCCCAGACGUCUGCUCAAGAACCUGAAGAAUUGUAAUGGGAGCUACCUUACAGUGGAGGUCUCCUGUACUAAUUAUGUGUGCGGCAGGCAGCGCCGCAUGUCCGCCCCGAGACCGUCGCUGCGCGUCGUGGGCGGCACGGAGGCGUCGCCCGGCGACUGGCCGUUCCUCGUCGCCAUCUUGGGCGGCCCCGAGGAGGUGUUCUACUGCGCCGGCGUGCUCAUCGCCGACCAGUGGGUGCUCACCGCGUCGCACUGCGUCGGCAACAUCUCUGACCCAUCCGGCUGGACCAUACAGCUCGGGAUAACAAGACGUCACUCGCAUGCCUACUUCGGACAGAAGAUGAAGGUUCGUCGGGUUGUGCCACAUCCCAUGUACAAUCUAGGAGUAGCGCACGACAACGACGUGGCUCUUUUCCAGCUGAAGUCUCGCGUGUCGUUCCACGACCACUUGCUGCCGGUGUGUCUGCCCUCGCCCCACUACGAGCUAGCUCCAGGCACCAUGUGCACCGUCAUCGGCUGGGGCAAGAGAGAGGACUCUGAGACGACCGAGUACGAGCCGGCCGUGAACGAGGUGCAAGUGCCGGUGUUGAACCGCGAGCUGUGCAACAUCUGGCUGCAGCAACGGAACCUGAACGUCACCGAGGGCAUGAUCUGCGCCGGCUACGCCGAGGGAGGCAAAGACGCGUGCCAGGGCGACUCGGGCGGGCCGCUGCUGUGCCGCGACGACGCGGGCUUCGACCGCUGGUUCGUGGGAGGCAUCGUCAGCUGGGGCAUCAAGUGCGCACACCCUCACCUGCCCGGCGUCUACACAUACGUGCCGCGCUACGUGCCCUGGAUCAUACGCAAGAUGUCCUUGUACUCCAACUGAACCGCCGGUUCCAUCUCAUGUCAGUGUGUUACUUUCGUUCAUGUUGUAACCUACUGCAUGCGCAAUGCAGGUUGAUGUCACAUAAAUGCAUGUUUAUGUUUUAAAAAAAUGUUAGGAUAUAACGAUAAAGUAGCUGGUAUGCAAUUUCAAAAGUAUAUGUAUACUGCUGGCAUAUCAAACACUUGAAACAAAAUGGCCUGAUAAAUAGUGGUGUUGGAGUUAUUAUUUUAACACAUUUAAAAUUAUAUAUUUUGAUAAAAGUGAAAAACCUGAAAAGAAAAAAUAUUUGUAAUUUUUUUUUAAAUUAUUUGUACACUGAUUCAGUUAAAAUUAAAAUAGUGGUAGGGACAGUUAUUCAAUAAUUAAUCAUUAUAUUGAAAAUACUGAAUAUUAUUUUCCUUGAUUGUUAAAAUUAUGAAGAAAUAUUUAGCAUUAAAUUUAUAUAAUAUUUUUAACUAUAUGUAGGCUCCCUAUAAUAGGCAAUUUUCUCCACAAAAUAAUGGUUGUUGUGUUUAUGGUAAAAUAUUCAAUUACAUAGUGUGUCUGCAAAAUUAAUUACUGUUUUUGAUCAUGAACUACAGCAAGUACCAGGAAACACAAACACAUGCAUAUUUGAUGUCAUUUUUUUGUCUCAAACAAAGGAUGUAUUAAUUGUAUAACCUACAGAGAAAAAAAUAUCUCACUGUAGCUUGCUUUCUCCCUACCUUAGUAGACUUGUAACUACAUAUUAAUAUAGCGAUCACUCGGAAUGUCAUAUGGGCUUGAUUCUGUCGAGUGCUGUGACCAAUAAAACUAUUUUUAUACUGAAAAUCUUCUUUCACAAAGGGUGCAUCGCUGAGAAACUUGGGGCAAGUAAUUAUCGAGGUGGUUGUUUGCUGUUUCGUUGUAGAAGUUGUACUCAGCUAGACGAAAUGUCAUGUAGUCAAUGUGUAUGUUUAAGUGUCAGCUUUAUACGUAAAAGUGAUGCUAUUUUGUGGCGUGGGAGUUUAUAUUCUUAUAAUACUGUUGCGGAGGAGGGAAAUAUUCUUAAGUAUCAAGAUUGCGAGUCUAUUUAUAAGAUACGGUAUGCUAUCACCCAGAGCUUUAAAUUGUACUUUUGAUAUAUUUUGCAGGCAGUUACAAGUUUCUAAACUGUCAUCAUGUGGUUGGCAUGAAAACUUUUUUGUUGAACUGGGAAAAUAAAUGUUUAAGUGGUAAAUUACCUUUUAACUAUUAGUCUUGAAACUACAGUGAGUAUAUUUCUGUUGUAUGUGAACAUUGUUAGAAAUAUCCUAGUUGGUAGCAAUCUGCAAUCUGAAAAGCAUGUCAAAUUUGAAAUGUAUUAAUGGUAAAUUUGUGUAUGCUUGUCCCAGUAAUUUUAAGUUAAUAAGUAUGUAAAUGUUACGUAUGACGUUGUCGUCAAUGUUUUUGUUUUUGAUAUAAUUAAUUUAAUGGAUUGUGUGAACUACUAAAAUGAUCUCACGUUGUCAGUGUUUCAUUGGGAAACUUUGUAAUACGUAGUUUCGAACUAAAAGCAUAUGAGUUUUGUCAGUUUGUUGUUGUAAUAAUUGUGCACAAUGUUCGAGACUCUUCUUGUCGUAGUUGGUCAACGUUUGGUUAGAAUUUAGUUUAAGAAUGAUCUCUACCUCCUCCUGAGGCACUUUCUUAAAUCCGGAAACACACGACCUGAUAGGCUAUGUAUUUACAAAGAGGCACCAAAACGUUUACACGAUCAUUUACAUUUCCCUUUUGUUUAUGGUUUGCUACAACUAAAUCAUUACGUUCAUUAAACUUCAGCGCACGUAUCGCAGGAGAACGCCGCAGUAUUUUACAGCUGUUCAUUAGUGUGUGAAUAAGAGACAAAGUCGGGAGAAGUUACAGAGUUAAAAAAAAUAAUACCUAUUUAAUCAUGCUUAUGGCCGGAAAUUAUAGGCUAUUCAGCGCAAGACACCAUAAACGUCUUUCUCAGUGUUGAUGAUCCUAUGGCUUCAGGCAAAUGGGUUUUUACAUAGCUGACAAAUAAUUAAUUAGGUGCUAAAACGUCCUGGUCAGUAUCACAGAAGUUGCUUGAAGUAAAAGGAAUAUUUAUAUCAAAAAUAUGGGUAGUUACCUCGAAUUUCUCUCAUGUGUGCUGUGGCUGGGAUUUAGGCUGGGUUUUAUAAACUAUACGCAAUAAAAGCAAGAUGCAAAAACGCAAAUCAAGCAUCGGCCAAAACCCAACUUCUAGCGUUUCGACUUGUGUUUCGGCCUUCCACAUUUGAAGGAAAUUUUUCAAAAACUUUAAAAAGAUAUUAUUUUUUCACACACAUCGCGUUUUCACUAAUUAAACUAUUUCACAGUGAAAGUAAAUGACACUUUUAAAUCAAGCUUUUUUUAAGAAUUCCACAGUUUUUUAGGAAAAAAUGUUAUUGAUGAUUAAAAGCACAAUAGAGAAUUUGUUUCUAAGUGUUACAGUUUCAAGUUGCAUGUUUCAGGCCCAUAUAUGUUUGCAGUUUUCUUGCGUUUAUAGCGUGCUGCGUCCUUGCGCUCUUGCGUUUCUUGCAGCGUUUAUAAACCCACCCUUGGUGCUAUGCGGCUUAAUUCUCUUUGAAGUUUUUUUUAGGCUUGUCAUGCAACCUCUGCACUUGCAUUAAGUCUUGGGCUGAAUGUCACCAACUCGAUGGUAGGGCAAGCUAGCUUCAAGUUUGCAGCAAAUUUUACCAACGUUUGCCAGAAACUUUGAAAAAAGCUUGAUUCUUUAAGUCGACAGCACGUUGCAGGAGGUUUACUAAUGAAUUAUUAGGGUUUAAGUCUCGUCACAAAGAGAAAUAUGUUGUACUCAUACAAAAGUUUCCUCUAGAAACCAGUUACCUAGAAGUAGUUUGUAAUACAAAAAGAAAAUUAUUAUAAAUUAGUAAACUUUGCUAUGGUUAUUCUUGCAUACUUGAAAUAUGUCUUUGAAAACAAUACUGAAUAUUUAUUGUCGCACAUUUUUGUCUCUCUGCUUGUAGUUGACAGGGACACGGGGCUCAACUGACCAGCUUGGUCGAUACGCACGACACCUUUUUGUCUCACUGCUUGUAGUUGACAGGGACACGGGGCUCGA